Messenger RNA from Rangifer tarandus platyrhynchus (Svalbard reindeer), 459 nucleotides. NCBI's taxonomy places the organism in Eukaryota, Metazoa, Chordata, Mammalia, Artiodactyla, Cervidae. The record is from the annotation of a GenBank genome assembly.
AUGGCCAACAGCGAGCGCACCUUCAUUGCUAUCAAGCCCGAUGGAGUCCAGCGAGGCCUCAUGGGAGAAAUAAUCAAGCGUUUUGAGCAAAAGGGAUUCCGUCUUGUUGCCAUGAAAUUCAUGCGGGCUUCUGAAGACCUUCUCAAGGAGCACUAUGUUGACCUGAAGGACCGUCCAUUCUUUGCCGGCCUGGUGAAAUACAUGCACUCAGGGCCAGUGGUUGCCAUGGUCUGGGAGGGACUGAACGUUGUGAAGACAGGUCGAGUGAUGCUUGGGGAGACCAACCCUGCAGACUCCAAGCCUGGGACCAUCCGUGGGGACUUUUGCAUCCAAGUUGGCAGGAACAUUAUUCAUGGCAGUGAUUCUGUGGAGAGUGCAGAGAAGGAGAUUGCCUUGUGGUUUCACCCUGAGGAACUGGUAAAUUACAAGAGCUGUGCUCAGAACUGGAUCUACGAGUGA